AUGUUGCGACGGCCUCCUGGCGAGGGACGGCUAGUCGCUGAACAGCAGCGGAACUCCAAGGUCUUCCUGACCCUGGCCGGCCUCUUGCUCACGUCAUGGCUCCCGCUCGCCGAUGCUCAGCCGCAGCACUCGCUCCGACACCAACAGCCGCCCGUCGCCAACAUACUACGCAAACAGGAUGACGACCUGCAAGGGCACCAAGAGUCGCCCUUUGAGAGCGAGCGCGUUAUAGGGAAGCUUCCGGCCACCAUUUCUCAGACCUCAACCGCCCGCAAGUCGACGUUUGAUUCCAUUGACGGCCUGCAGAACGCCGUCACCACCAUCCGCAACCAUGAUGGCAACAGCAACCAGUUCCGCAGCCGACCAAACCACCACAAAGAUCACAAAAAUACAAACACCGAACCUUACGAUGCGAGCGCCCUCGCAACUGUGGCUCUGGAGCACCACUCCGUUCGAGCCCCCAAAUCUCCACGACAGCUGUCCAGCGUUCUCGCAGGUGCUGGGCUGUCCUCGCCGCAAUCUGCGCGGAGUCUGGAGAGAUGGGAAGUGGAAGACUUUGUUCUUCUGGCGACCGUCGAUGGACAUAUUUACGCCGUCAACAAAGAGUCGGGCGAGGAACGCUGGAGGCUCGACUCUGAGUACCCCGCUGUCGAGACCAUCCACAACCGCCCCAACAAGUCCUCGGGCGACGACGAUUACCAUCCCAUCCACGAUUACAUCUGGGCUGUCGAGCCUACGCAGGACGGGCCAGUCUAUGUCUACAAGUCGUCGGGAGUCGGGGCCGGGUUGACGAGCACUGGCUGGACUAUGAAGAAAAUCGUCGAAGAGUUGAGUGGGCGGGCCCAGACGGACCCCCCGGUGGUCUACACCGGGGAUAAAAAGACCGAGGUGGUCACCGUCGAUGCCGCCACAGGGCGCAUCAAGAAGUGGUUCGGGGGCCAGAUGGGCCAUGCCGUCGAUCAGACUUGCUCCCGCCCCAACGAUCUGGUGGACAUGGACAACGGGGAAUGCAGCAACACCGGCACCAUCGCUCUGGUCCGCACCGAGUACACGGUCAGCAUCCAUCGCGAAGAUGACGGCAGACUGCUAGCCACACUGAAGUAUCGAGAGUGGGCCCCCAACACCUUCGACAGCGACCUGCACCAGCAGUACCAGAAAACCCAGCUGAGCGAGUACUACACUAGUCGCCACGACGGCACGCUGUACGCGCUCAGUAGCGAAAUGGAUGGGUACCCGGGUAAAGCCCUACGCUUGUCCGUCCCGGUUGCUCGUGUCUUCGACGUGCGACGGCCGCGUGAUGUUCCCAAGGGCAGUAAUCCUGAGCUGGUUCUCCUGCCCCAACCCACGCCGCCAUUUUCAGACAGUGCGCAGGCCCGAAGUCGAAGCUCCAGCAUCUUUCUCAACCAGACAUGGUCUGGCAGCUGGUAUGCCAUGUCCGGUCUCUCGUACCCCCUCAUGGUUGACGCACCAGCGGCCCAAGUCAGCAGAGACCGUAUCUCUUGGGAUGGUGAUAGGAUCUCCGACGAGGCUUACGUUGGCCGCGUUCUCGCCGGGAACCACGUUCUGGGCAAUGUGCCCGAAGAUGUAGACCAUCUUUACGGCACGCAAUUGCCACCAAUGCUCCCCCUCUUGGGCCUACCCAUGUCGGAUACCGAUGAUGACGAGAACGACUCGGUCCAGGCCCUGGUGCUCAAUGCCGAGUAUGACUUGAGCAUCGUCGAGAAAGUCUUGACACUUCCUGAAACGACGGCCGCCUACGUCAAGGAAUUCUUCUUUAAUCCCGUCUUUUAUGUCAUGCUGGCUGCCGGGCUUAUCUACUAUUUGAAGGCCUUGAAGGCCGGCCAACAAGCUACGGGUCGUGGCAUCUCAUCGGGCUUGAGUCCAUCUCUGCGCCCGCCUUUGCUCAAUAAGGUCAAUGAUGCCUCUCCCAUGCGUGGGGACUUGGGAUCUGCCGCGGACGAGGCUAUCGUCAACAAUGUCCCGGGUCUUUCACUGGAGGAUCCUGUUGCUGACAAGCAGACACCCGCUGUUGCUGCUGCAGAGGAGGCUGCUCGAAUAGAGCUGCCAACUGCAGAGCCACAGGUCGUUGGCAUCGACUCCCCGGAGAAAAAGGACAAAAUGCCCCGGAAACGAGGUACCCGAGGCGGCAAGAAGCACAAAAAGAAGAGCAAACAAGACCCGUCACAAUCCCAAGAUGACAAAGUGACACCUUCCGACGACGGCCCGAGCUCGGAUCAGAUUAUCAAGAUCAUGAAUCUAGGCAAAGAGCCAGGGCUUCAGCCCAAUGUGAAGACGAUCCCAGGUGAUCCGGAAGAUUUGAGCUCGGGUUUUGUUAUCAAUGGUCUCCAGGUCAAUACCGACGAACAGCUUGGGACAGGGAGCAACGGUACGCUUGUCUUCUCAGGCAAGUUUCACGGGCGAUCUGUCGCGGUCAAACGUAUGCUUGGAGCAUUCUAUGACAUCGCCUCGCAAGAGACGAAGCUCCUUUUGGAGAGUGACACUCAUCAAAAUGUUAUCCAAUAUUUCGCCCUACAUGAAGAUCGCACCUUCUUGUACAUCGCCCUGGAGCGUUGCGAUGCAUCUCUCUCGGAUAUCGUGGAGAAACCUCACAUGCACCGGAGUCUCGCGCAGGCUGGAGAGCGGGACAUUCCCAAUGUCCUCCUUCAAAUUGCUAAUGGGUUGAGUCAUCUGCACAGCCUGCGCAUCGUGCACCGAGAUUUGAAGCCGCAGAACAUCCUCGUCACCAUGACCAAGGAAGGCAAGCCACGGCUUGUGGUGUCCGACUUUGGGCUUUGCAAGAAGCUCGACGGUAUCCAAUCGUCGUUUGGUGCUACCACGGCCCACGCUGCUGGAACGUCGGGCUGGCGUGCACCUGAACUGCUGCUUGACGAUGACGCCCGCGACAUGUCGACCUCGAUGGCCAGCAGCCACAGCCACAGCGAGUCAAGUCAGCUAGUCAGCUCGGAUGUCAUGCCCAACCGCCGCGCCACUCGAGCCAUUGACAUCUUCAGUCUCGGUCUUGUGUUCUUCUAUGUGCUCACCAAAGGCCUCCACCCCUUUGACUGCGGCGACCGUUACAUGCGCGAGGUCAACAUUCGGAAGGGCCAGUCAAAUCUAGAGCCACUCGACGUGCUGGGCGACUUUGCCUUUGAAGCCAAAGACCUGAUCCGCUCUAUGCUGUCCCUGGAUCCCCGUAGUCGGCCCACCACAGUCGAGGUCAUGGCGCACCCCUUCUUUUGGGGCCCCAAGAAGCGUCUUACGUUCCUCUGCGACAUCUCGGACCAUUUCGAGAAAGAACAACGCGACCCACCGUCGGAAGCUCUGCAAACCUUAGAGAGCUACGCGCGCGUCGUGACGCACGGCGACUUCCUCAAGGUGCUGACUAAGGAAUUUGUCGACAGCCUCGGCAAGCAGCGCAAGUAUACGGGCUCUCGGCUUCUGGACCUGCUGCGAGCGCUACGCAACAAAUGGAACCACCGUGAGGACAUGACGGACGCGCUUAAGAAGAGCGUCGGUAUCACUUACGAGGACUACCUAGGGUACUGGACCCGACGGUUCCCAAACCUGCUCGUCAUAUGCUCGGAGAUCAUCUACGAUCUGGGUCUGCAGGAUGCUGUCCGAUUCAAGGAGUAUUUUGAACCGAUGAGGCCGUAA
Molecule: messenger RNA, 3654 nt
Organism: Pseudomassariella vexata
Lineage: Eukaryota; Fungi; Ascomycota; Sordariomycetes; Amphisphaeriales; Pseudomassariaceae
Exons: 2
Coding region: 1-3654 (1217 amino acids)
Biological process (GO): intrinsic apoptotic signaling pathway in response to endoplasmic reticulum stress; IRE1-mediated unfolded protein response; mRNA processing
Cellular component (GO): IRE1-TRAF2-ASK1 complex
Molecular function (GO): RNA endonuclease activity; protein serine/threonine kinase activity; ATP binding
Source: RefSeq, a predicted model, not a curated record